This is a messenger RNA of Drosophila sulfurigaster albostrigata, 1874 nucleotides long. RefSeq names its product pancreatic triacylglycerol lipase. Gene Ontology annotation, molecular function: lipase activity. The transcript is spliced from 4 exons. Bases 464 to 1738 code for a protein of 424 amino acids. The record is from RefSeq and is a predicted model, not a curated record. Lineage: Eukaryota; Metazoa; Arthropoda; Insecta; Diptera; Drosophilidae.
ACAAAGUAAGUUGGCUCCAAGAACACGAGUUUGUCAUGCCAUCAAGCUCAUUUGACAGUAGCCUCUGCAGCAGCGAGGGUCAUCAUCGGCCUAGAUGUGGAUGUUGUUGUGGAUGUGGAGCCGGCUAUUUGCGAUGAGAAGCGACGAAUUGGUCUUCUGUUACGAGCGAUGCUCUGGCGCUGCCAUCAGUAGCAUGUCAGGGGGCAAGCCAAGCGGUCCAAACUAUUCAAUAUAAUUCUCGUUUCGUUGCUCGUGCUUAUCCGUCUCUACAUCUCCCUCUCUUUGUCUCUCUGCCGGAAUUCAUUGAAUAUAUUUUUGUUUUAUUUUUGUUCUGUUUUUGUUUAUUAACUUGAACGCUUUCGCGCUUCGGCAUAUUAAAAAUUUUGUCGCGAUCAUUUUUAGUACAUCUUUAAUCUAUUUUUAUCGGUUUUCUUCAUUGUUUUUAACUGUGUAAAAUAUUUGCAUGCCAAGACACGUGCAUUGGCGGCAAAGCAGCCAACAAAAACAACGACAAAAUUGCAAUGCAGCAUUUGCCUGGUUCUAUGGCUGUCUGCUGCUCUUCGGCAGCAUUUGUGGUUCUCAAGCACAUUUGCAUAAAUGGAAUAUACUACAAAAGGGUUUUCGAUUGAUGCAGGAGAGAAUGCUGAGAAGCAGCCUUGAACGCGCUCAUCUCAACUAUGGCAUUGUCUUUAAAUGCAGCACAAUCUCCGAUACGGAUCAUGGCUAUGAGGGAAAUUUCAAUUUGCAGCUGGGAGACCUUAGCGGAUUCCGACGAUUGAAUGCCAGAAAGAAAUUGGCUCUCUUUCUGCACGGUUGGAAUGAUCAGGGCAGUAAGGAUUGGGUCCAAGAAUUACUAUUGAACUGGACAGUAUUUGGCGAAGGUUACAAUGUGUGCGUUGUGGACUGGGGAAAUCUUUCACAAAACGAUUACAAAAGCGCCUCGAUGUCCAUCUUCGAUGUUGGCCUCACAGUGGCGGGUAUAAUCAUUGCUCUGGAGGAGAUGCGUCCCAAGCAUUUCGAUCGACGGAACGUGACGCUGGCGGGCUACAGCUUGGGCGCACAUGCAGCUGGCUAUGCGGGAGCCGUGCUGCUCGGCAAGGUGGAGCAGAUUAUUGGACUCGAUCCGGCUGGACCGCUGUUCACGCUGCCAGCGGCAGUCUCACCCAAAUACCGCUUAGACGAGACCGAUGCACAGUUCGUUCAAGUGCUGCACACUUCGGGCGGUACUUUGGGCACCAGCUUAAAGUGCGGUCAUGCUGAUUUCUAUCCGAAUGGUGGCAGAGCGCCGCAACGCAAUUGUUUGAUGUUUGUCAAUCUGCGUGAAAUGCAGAACACAAAUCCGAUUGCUUGCAGUCACUCGGCAGCUGCCAUCUUCUUUAAGCAGUCCAUGGAUCCCCAGUAUCCAUUUGUGGGCUAUCAAUGCGAUAGCUAUCGAGAAUUUGCAGCCGGGCGAUGCAAUGGCAAUCGACGUGCUCGCUUCGGCAUUCAUUCGCAGCGUCGCACACAAGGUAGCUUCUAUUUCGACACCACUUCCAGCCAUCCGUAUGUGCAGAGACAGCGCUGGGAGCGACGACGACGCUGGCAAAGGAAAAGGGCACGCAAACUCAUUGCGAGAGCAGCGAAAAUUCCACAGACAACGGCAAUUGCCGUGGCAAAGUCCGCGGCAGGUGGCGAGCAACUGCGACGACGUUAUUGGACUCGCAGCUGGAUGCGAAGAAAUAAUCGUUGUCACUUUUAAUAGCUAUAAACAUCAUAAAUUUCCAAUUCGCAAGUGAUAACAGCGAAUUCAAUACUAACAGCUUUUAACCACAAUCCAUAAAUUAUAUUGAACUAGAACUUACUUCUUUUCAUUUUCAUUAAACUUAAAUUACAAA